CGUGUCUUCCAGUUUCCAGCGCCGGUUUCCUUUCACCAUAUCCAACUAAAUGACAACUUUACCCUUCCUUGUUUUCCCUAUAGGAUAAUCGAUCACUUUCUCCGCUUCAUAUAAAACUGACAUAUCAGAGUAUCACACACAUCAUAAGUGCCAGGGGUCCAGGGUUGCCCAACCUAAUUCCUAAUCCUAUUUCUGGAUAUUCCGAGAAGUUCGCAAUUCUAGUAGCUCAAGAUUCUUCCCCAAUUUACUCAAUCUUUUCCAUAUCAAUGGAUUCAUGACGACGAAGUAGAUUGAAUUGAUAACAUCAUCGCGAUUCUGUGUGUAUUAGCUCAAUGGCUGCUACUUCAGAAACUGUUCUUCAAGUUCUAUGUAAUGCUGGGCCUAGCAAAUCCCAUACCAGAUUAUCCUCCAACAAGUCAAAUUUCUUGGGGUUAUCUAAACCUGGCUUCAAUUCUGCAAGGGCAAAAGGGUCUGGUUGCACCAAAAUAGAAAGUUCAAGGCAUAAAAACCACAGGAGGAUCUGUGCAUUUCAUAUUGUUGACCCUGUUCACCAUGGAUCAAAUCUUAAUGAUCGAUUUAGGUCUUUGAGCUGUAAAUGCCAAAAAAGUGACAGUGUUACCGAUGUGGUUAAUGAAGAACUAAACAGGAAGAUUAAUGGAAAGAUAGAUCCUCUUCUCGAUGGCAAUUUGGGUACAAAUGGAAAUGGAGCCUUUAGCAGUGUAUUACCAAAUGCUGACAUAGACUCCAAAGAGGAGGAAGCAUGGGAGUUAUUAAGAGCUUCCAUGGUUUAUUAUUGUGGUAAUCCAGUUGGAACUAUUGCUGCUAAUGAUCCAAGUGACUCUUCCAUUCUCAAUUAUGAUCAAGUCUUCAUACGUGAUUUCAUCCCAUCUGGGAUAGCUUUUCUUUUGAAAGGAGAGUAUGAUAUUGUUCGCAACUUCAUCUUACACACCCUUCAGUUACAGAGUUGGGAGAAAACUGUGGAUUGUCAUAGUCCUGGACAAGGAUUAAUGCCUGCAAGCUUUAAGGUACGUACAGUUCCACUUGAUGGUGAUGAUUCUGCAACUGAAGAUAUUUUAGAUCCUGAUUUUGGUGAAGCAGCCAUUGGUAGAGUUGCACCAGUUGACUCUGGGUUGUGGUGGAUCAUAUUGUUGCGAGCAUAUGGGAAAUGCACAGGGGAUCUUUCUGUUCAAGAAAGGAUUGAUGUGCAAACUGGAAUUAAGAUGAUUUUGAAGCUUUGUCUUGCUGAUGGUUUUGACAUGUUUCCAACUCUUUUAGUGACUGAUGGAUCAUGUAUGAUAGAUAGGCGUAUGGGAAUUCAUGGACACCCUUUGGAAAUUCAGGCAUUAUUCUACUCAGCCUUACUUUCUGCAAGGGAGAUGCUUACACGUGAAGAUGCAUCAGCAGAUUUAAUGACAGCAUUAAGCAAUCGACUUGUUGCAUUAUCAUUUCAUGUGAGAGAAUAUUAUUGGGUUGAUAUGAAAAAGCUUAAUGAAAUCUACAGAUACAAAACAGAAGAGUAUUCAUAUGAUGCAGUUAACAAAUUCAACAUUUAUCCAGAUCAAAUUCCACCAUGGUUUUUUUCUCUUGGGAAUUUAUGGUCUAUUGUGAGUAGUCUUGCAACAAGUGAACAAUCACAUGCGAUUUUGGAUCUUUAUGAAGCUAAAUGGGGAGAACUUGUUGGUGAUAUGCCAUUGAAGAUUUGUUAUCCAGCUCUUGAAGAGCAAGAAUGGAGGAUUAUUACUGGAAGUGAUCCGAAAAACACGCCUUGGUCUUACCACAAUGGAGGUUCUUGGCCAACUUUACUUUGGCAGCUGACUGUGGCAAGCAUAAAGAUGAAUAGGCCUGAAAUUGCUGAAAAUGCAGUAAAAGUUGCUGAAACACGUAUAGCAAAAGACAAAUGGCCCGAAUAUUAUGACACCAAAAGAGGAAGAUUUAUCGGGAAACAAGCUCGCCUUUUUCAAACGUGGUCAAUUGCAGGAUACAUUGUUGCAAAACAACUACUUGCAAAUCCAGAUGCUGCAAAGAUGCUUGUAAAUAUUGAGGAUAUGGAACUUGUUAACGCAUUUUCUUGCAUGCUUAGUGCGAAUCCAAGGAGAAAAAGAUCACGAAAAGGUCUCAAUCAAAGCUUCAUAAUCUAAACCGGAAUGGAAUCGGAAUAGUAAUUUGUUAUGGUAAUGGAGUUGGAGUUGGAGUAGUGUUUUGAGGUUGAUGAAAGGAAUGAGGCAUGGUAGGGAAUAGGGAUGGGGUAAUGGAAUAAGGAAGGUAAUGGAAUAAGGCAUUACAUUCCAUGAUUAUGUUUUGCUUGCUUAUAGGAAUUUCGGAUGUU
Molecule: messenger RNA, 2326 nt
Organism: Lactuca saligna
Lineage: Eukaryota; Viridiplantae; Streptophyta; Magnoliopsida; Asterales; Asteraceae
Source: the annotation of a GenBank genome assembly